CCCUAUCAGAGCUCUUCACGCGUCGUAGGAAACCACCGUGUUGCAUUGAUGAAGGUCCAAUGGCAUCGGGAUCAGGCACCCAGAAGGUUAAUGCCAAGGGGCUGCCAGUGGACUGGGAGCUGGUGACCUCUAGUGGUCCCUCACUGGCAUUUCAUGUUGGGUGUGUUCUUGGCAACAACUUGUACAUACAUGGAGGUAUGGAGACAAAGGAUGGCAAACAGCCAUCAGAUAAACUCUUUCGUUACAACUCGAGUUCACAAUCUUGGCAAGAAAUCAAGGUUGAAGGAAGCCCCGCCCUUAGUCACCAUGCCUGUGUCCCAUUGGCUGGUAGAUACAUGCUUCUGAUUGGAGGAUGGGAUGGAAAAUCAAGGACUGCAAAGGUUGUGGCCUUUGAUGCAGAAAAACAACAAUGGCUGAUGCAGGACACCAGUGGUUUCCCUGGCGAUGCCGGACUUAGUUCACACACAGCAACACUUUUGUCUUCAGGGGAGAUAAUUAUAUUUGGACGAGAAGGAAGUUUACGUAUGCAGCGUCGUCACGGCAAUAGUUAUAUAUUAAGCGGAAGUGUACAAUCAGGCCAUUUUACCUUCAAGGAGUUUACAAAUGUUGCUGCUUCAAGAUCCGGUCAUACUUCAAAUAUUGUUGGAAAUAAACUAUAUGUGGUUGGAGGGAGAGAAAAUAAUUUCGUAGAAAUUCACGACAGAUUAAGAAGUGGAGAAAGUGAUAAUCAGAGUGUGACCACCAAACUUAUGAAAAUCGUUGAAAAAUUAUCCCCGAUGUCUAAAUUACCUGGUGGUCGAAAAAACCAUGUUGCUAUUGGUGGUGCCGGAGUACUUUUUAUUCAUGGAGGCGACACCUUCGAUGGUAGAAGUCGUGAAUCUGUUGGGGAAAUGUUUCUCUUAACUUUUAAACCCACAAUGCAAUUCUACAAACUUGGGGAUAGUUCUGUGAGACGAUGUGGUCAUAUUUGCUGUAUCAUUGGUGACAAAGUAAUCCUGCAUGGUGGCUUAGGUGGGAAAAAUAACUGUCAUGUGUACAGCGACACGUUCAGUCUGGAGUUUAAAUAGGAGAUUAAUUAUACUCAAUUAUAUGAUUAUAGUUGUUUCCACUUAUUGCAACAAUUUCAAACUAUUUUUAUUUUGUUGAUAUUGUUUUAUUCUGCCCUUUAUUGUCCUACUAAAAGUUAUGAUAAUGUAUUGCUGAAAUAAUAAUCAUUUCAUUUUCUAAAAUUUACUUAUAUCGCAUAACUACUUUAUAUUAUAAUUAGUUGCCAGUGUCCAGCUUGACCGGGAAAAUUUUAUAUAAGCUUUUCUUUGGCACAGUGACAAUGUACAAUGUAUAUAAACAAGAGGCGUAUUGGUCCUGUAUUGCUCACUUGCUUCUCAUGGAACUUUGAAGUUAAUCUAAGUCAUUUAUGCAGAUGCCAGAUGCUAAGCUGAUAACCACUUGAUUGAGUAGGCUUGGUUUAUUCAUUUAAUUUAAUUAUUUUUGUAGCCCUUCAUUCCAGCAUACUUCUUGCCCAAUAUCGGGUCUCUGGGGCUAAUGAUUAUUGAAAAGUCAUUAUUUAAAGAUUUUGACACAUUUGACCCCUUAGGUAGGUGGAAUAAAAGUGCUGAAUGGCAUGUGACGAGCCUUUAGUAUGUUGUUCAGUGAGGAAGUCACCAACUACUACAAAGAAGGAGAUCCCACCUCAAUAUUACCCUGGCUGUUCGCAGGGUGAUAAACCCAGCAAACAAACAAGCAAAGAAAUUUCAAAAAGUAAAAAUUUGAACAAACAACACAAACACAAAUUUGAUUUUUGUUGAACUCUUCAUUAGAAUUUCAACAGUGCAUAAAUAUGUGGAGGGUGUGUUCUUGGUAACCCUACACAUUUAGGUUCUCGGGAGUGAUGACAUCAGUCUACAUCUCGACAUAACAUCCUCAGACAGGAAGUAAUGUCAAACACAAAAUGUUUUACAGGAAGUGACAUCAUUUAAUUGGUCAACAAAGAAAUGACACAAAGCAAAUUGUUGACGUAAGUGAUGAAAUACAAAUAUUUUACAGGAAAGGACAUUAGAAAGUAUUGACAGGAAGUGACAUCUUACAAAUUGUCAAUGAGAACUGACAUACUAAUUUAUGACAGGAAGUGACAUCUCACAAAUUAUUGACUCAUACAAAUUAUUGACAGGAAGUGACUCACAUGAUACAAAUUGUCAACAGGAAAUUACAUCAUUAAUUGUUGACAGGAAGUGAUAUCAAAUAAACAUUAAAACUCAAUGUCCACAGGUAUUGCACUUGUUUUUAUGUCCAAAAUAAAUUAAAGAAAAACUAAUGCCUAAAUUUACAAAAAUUGAGACAUAUUUUCUUCAUUUAUUAUAUUUUCAGAGGUACAUUGUAUGACAUAUAUGCCUGGUUUUACCUUUUAUACACGAUUGUAUGGAGUUCUGGAAAGAUGCUACAUCACCGACAGCAUAUAUAUGACUGUUCACAAAAAUGCAUAAAAAAGUACAUGGAAAUAUAUGUAAUUAACAUUAACAAAUGAAAAAAAAUAAAAUCUAGCAUCUGAAAUAUAAUCGUUUAUAGAGGCAGAGAACAAUGGAUUGUUAUUUUUGUAUGCAAUAAAUCAUUUAUUCACUUUAUAAGAAAGAACAAGAUCUAGCGAAGCUCAAACUUUAGGAGGGUGGCAAUAGCCAAGCCCAUAUAACAUUUGGUAUUUUAUAUACCACAGCCUAUAUACUUGUUUUCACUCAAUCAUCAUAAUUAUUCUGUUGGAGAUGUAGCACCUUAAGGACCAAUGUACAAGUCAAGAUAUUCUAGUAAAAUUCUACACUAAUAAUGUACAAUUUAAAACAUAUUUUGCAACGGACUUGGUAUAUCAGCUACACACACUAUAUACACAAUAUGUUAUCCGACCACGGCAACAUUAAAACAUUGUGUGAGUACAGAACAUGUUAAUGAAAUAAUUUGUAAAUAAAUUGUAAGUACAUUUCAAGAGACUUUGUGAGUGUUCUUAUUUUUGUGAUUUCUUUACAUUUAAAUUUUUUAUGUGAUGUUUUUUUUUUACUGGCCACACUCCAAAUUAGUUUGGUAUUUAUGAUUCAGCUGCAUAUGUCAGGAUCAGGCAACAACCCAGGCAAGUCGAAGUGUCUAUACCUUUCAAGUGAGAAGUCUCGGAGAGAAAUCUGUAGAGGGCAGCUUUGAUAAGUACAUGUGUACCAAUCAGAUAGUUUACACUAGAUUCCCGACCUGCAGUGGAGAAAUCUAGAAACUGUAUUUUAUUGGCUUAGCAACCUGUACAAAACCAUACAUUCAACUUCUUUCUUUCUCUUUAAAAUCAUAAUUGGCAACAUUGCUGGGUUGAACAUCCACCAAAGAUUCUUUUACAUUCUUCAAUCAAUUUCAUUGGUCUUUUUCAGCAAAUAUAAAUUUUUCAUUUCAAUCUAGAAAAAAAACACCUUUAUUUUUAGAGAAGAUAACGAUAGCGCCACUACAAUAUUACAAAAAAAAGAAAGAAAAAAAAAAAAAAGAUUUUUAUUUCUGUUAAUGGUUCACAUUACAUAAAGCCAUUGCAUAGAGAAUUUGCAUUGCACUGUCAACACACAGCUCCAUAUCAAAGUAUGUGUACACAACUCCACAAAUAUGCCGAGAGGACAAUAUUUAAUGUCAUCAAAGGAAAUCCUGAUCAGUGUGUUCCACAUUAACUUAAAAAUGUACAACCAUAUUGCAUUAACAAUUAUCAAGUGACAUGUGCAUUGCUUGCACAAAAAAUAAAUGAAAUUGUAGUUUCUACUCGCAGAAAAAUGUCCUUUAGUUAUUGUAAUGCUGAAAUGCUCAGCUUCACUGAACAUAAGUUCCUGUAAUUCUUGGCCAAAAAUGUUGUGGGAAAAAUUUCAAGUUUUUGAGUACAUUAUGAUUAUUUCAGUGAAAAUUUCAGCAAAGAUACAUGUACAGGUAAAAUUCUGAAAUUUCGGCCACCAAAACGAUCCCUUGUUCAUCGUGUAUUUCAUUAUGCUGCUGAUAAACCCAAAUUCUAUGUGAACUCUGCUGUCAACAAACAAAAAUA
This is a messenger RNA of Pecten maximus, 4042 nucleotides long. Its product is annotated as kelch domain-containing protein 9-like. Gene Ontology annotation, molecular function: cyclin binding. Bases 60 to 1067 code for a protein of 335 amino acids. The record is from RefSeq and is a predicted model, not a curated record. Lineage: Eukaryota; Metazoa; Mollusca; Bivalvia; Pectinida; Pectinidae. The transcript has 3 exons.